UGCUUAACGUUUCCCUUACAAUCACUGCAAAGUAAUAAUAAUAUACUAUCUGGCCAAAAGUUAGCCGAAAGAAUAAUGAACGUUGUUCUGAUUCUAUUUUGUUUCAUUGGAUUUAUUAUCGGCUAUUUAAUGGAACAGUUGUCAAUUAGUGUUGUUUUGCCUCCGUGGCCGAUGUACAGGAGACAUCCACUCUCCUGGCAAAAAUGCGAAAAGAAACACGACGAAUAG
Rodentolepis nana is the source of this 228-nucleotide messenger RNA. NCBI's taxonomy places the organism in Eukaryota, Metazoa, Platyhelminthes, Cestoda, Cyclophyllidea, Hymenolepididae. The record is from the annotation of a GenBank genome assembly.